UCGAGCGAACGGUCAACUAGGAAAAAUGUUUGCCAGCAGAGGAAUUCUAGUGCUGGGAGUGCUGUUGAUAUCGGCACUUGGUGGCCAGUCUGAAACGAUCCCCUGCAAACUGAAGGAUGCGGAGCACGGCAAGGUGUGCGUCUGUACGGCGGACUACUGUGACUAUUUGGACAAUCCUGUCCUGACUGAUGAGAGCGAGUGGUUCUUGAUUUCCAGUUCCAAGCAAGGACUUCGCUUCUCAACCACAAGUAAUAAAUUCGGCAAUGAGGAGAAGGUCACUAUCCAGGAUUAUGUGGAGCCUACCACAGAGACUGUGAAUGCCACUAUCCUCUCCCGUCUGCUCGAUGAGGUGGUGGCCAGUGCUUUUACCUUGGAGUCCCGGGAGAGCUCUAUCACUCGCUCAGUGACCCUACGUUUGAAUAGGACUAAUACCCACCAGAAGAUGGUUGGCUUUGGAGGCAGUUACACAGGAGCUGUUACCUAUUUGGUGGAAAACUUCAAGCAGACGGAUCUGGCUGAUCACUUAUACAAGUCCUUCUACGCGGAAGAUGGUGUGGGUUUCAAUCUCAUGAGAGUUUCGAUUGGCGGUUGUGAUUUUGAUUUGGAAGCCUGGUCAUAUGCUGAGGAAGUGGACGACACCUUGCUGUCGGAUAUGGAUAAACUGGACGAGCAUGAUGUAAAUCGAGUGGAGCAGAUUAAGCGACUCAUUGAGGUGUCCGGCGUCAAGAAUCUCCUUGUGAAAGGAGCUGCCUGGAGUGCCCCGCCAUGGAUGAAGACCAACAACAGGUGGACAGGAUUUGGACGGCUCAAGCGGGCUUACUAUCAAACUUGGGCGGAUUAUCAUCUGCGUUGGAUAAAGCUGAUGGAGGACAAUGGCAUUCCCAUCUGGGCCAUUUCCACGGGUAAUGAACCCCUCAAUGGCAUCUUCUUUAUGUACUUCGUUAAGUUCAUGAGCAUGGGAUGGACUCCCCAGACGCAGGCCAUUUGGUUGAACGAUUAUCUGGGUCCCACCAUUCGUAACUCGGAAUUCAAGGACAUCAUCCUGUUUGGCAAUGAUGAUCAACGCUAUUCCUUCCCUCAUUGGUUUAAAAUGAUGAACUAUACUCGGCCAAACUCGAUUGAUUAUCUGGACGGAUUAUCGCUGCACUGGUAUUGGGAUGAAAUUUUUGGCAACAGCUUUAUCGAACAGACCACGGAAUAUGCCCCCGACAAGAUUUUGAUAGUAUCGGAAUCCUGCAUCGGUGAUAAACCCUGGCAGGCAGCUGCUCCUCUCCUGGGAAGUUGGGAAAGGGCCGAGAAGUACGCCCGUGACUAUCUUCUUAACAUUAAGUUGGGCUUCCAUGCCUGGAUCGAUUGGAACAUAGCUCUGGAUGAGGAGGGUGGUCCCAAUUAUGUGGACAACUUUGUGGAUGCCCCAGUUGUUGUCAAUACCACAACUUUUGAAGAGUUCUAUAAGCAGCCCAUGUUCUAUGCCAUUGGCCACUUCUCAAAGUUGGUUCCGGAGGGAUCCAUUCGUAUAGAUGCCGUUGCCAGUAAUGUCAACCUGGAUUCCGUUGCCUUCCUCCGGCCGGAUAACAAAAUCGCCGCUGUUCUUUUUAAUAGUGGUCGUGCUGAUCUGGAUAUCACUUUGGUGGACAGUGAAAGAGGACAAUUUGUAGUGAAUGUUCCGGCGAAAUCUAUUCACACGUUGCUGUACAGCUAAUUAUGAAAUGAAAUGGGAAAAAAAUAUAUAAAAUAAAUUUUAAUUAAAUUAAAAAACUAAA
Molecule: messenger RNA, 1763 nt
Organism: Drosophila eugracilis
Lineage: Eukaryota; Metazoa; Arthropoda; Insecta; Diptera; Drosophilidae
Product: lysosomal acid glucosylceramidase
Exons: 4
Coding region: 26-1702 (558 amino acids)
Biological process (GO): glucosylceramide catabolic process
Molecular function (GO): glucosylceramidase activity
Source: RefSeq, a predicted model, not a curated record